Messenger RNA from Sinocyclocheilus grahami, 1206 nucleotides. Its product is annotated as protein Hook homolog 3. Bases 694 to 1206 code for a protein of 170 amino acids. The record is from RefSeq and is a predicted model, not a curated record. Gene Ontology annotation, molecular function: dynein light intermediate chain binding; microtubule binding. Gene Ontology annotation, cellular component: cytoplasm; centrosome. NCBI's taxonomy places the organism in Eukaryota, Metazoa, Chordata, Actinopteri, Cypriniformes, Cyprinidae. Gene Ontology annotation, biological process: cytoskeleton-dependent intracellular transport; cytoplasmic microtubule organization. The transcript is spliced from 6 exons.
CACACACACACACACACACACACACACACACGACUAACCACGAGAACAACAACAUUAUAUGCACACGUCUGAUUGUAGAUGAGAAUAAGAAUAUAUGAAGUAUCAUUAGUAUAUCAGUGACUUACAUGAGAUAAACAGCAGCUUCAGGCCUCAAAUACGCGUUCUCAGAGAUAAAUGUGUGUGUCUCGCAUUCUUCUUCUUCUUCUACGCCUCCUCCUCCUCCUCCUUCUUCUUCUUCGGUGGUGAAUAUGCGGAUUACUGGCUCAAUACCGCACCCUUCUGCUCCGGAGUGUGGGUCAAACAAAAGCAUUACAUUCGGAGGAAAAACGAGAUAAGAUUGCUAUCACUCUAUCAACAUGUUCUUGCGUAUUCAUCGUAUCUUAUAAAAACUCUGUUCCCUUUUUAUUUUAAACGCACAGAGUUCCGCAUUCCUCCGCGUCACUGUUGAAAGCGGCGCGUUUCGUUGCCUGUCUCGCUUUAUCGAGUCUUAUCUGCGCGCUUUGUUACCAUAAUCACUUAAUAUAUUAUAUUGUUUUUGUAUCCGCUUUAACUCCAUGUUCCAGCAGAGCGGCGAUGUUUCCCGUCAGGCAGUAGGUGCCCGGAUCUGCAGGGUGGCAGCUGAAGGACCCCGCGUCGCUCCGUUACACUCGUGUAUUCGCCCUCAACCGGAGACUCUCGCGAUCACAGCUCAAGAUGAGCGCGCUGGAGACGCUGGAUCGAGUCGAGCUGUGUGGAAGCCUCCUGAAGUGGAUCCAGACGUUCGCUGUGGAGGCGCCCUGUUCAGCGGUGGACGAGAUGACCAGCGGAGUGGCCAUGGCACAAGUCCUGCAGAAAAUAGAUGGCAUGUAUUUCACUGACGCGUGGAUCAGUCGUAUCAAACCUGAUGUUGGAGACAACUGGAGGUUAAAGAUCAGCAAUUUAAAGAAGAUAUUGAAAGGUAUUCUGGAUUACAACCAUGAGGUGUUGGGGCAGCAGAUCAGUGACUUCACUCUUCCAGACGUCAGUCUCAUCGCAGAGCAUUCAGAUUCAGCUGAACUGGGCCGAAUGUUGCAGCUCAUCCUGGGCUGCGCUGUUAACUGCGAACAGAAGCAAGGUGUGUGUGUGUGUGUGUGUGUUAUUGUGUGUGUGUGUGUCAUUGUGUGCUCCGCCUUCCGUGGUGACAUUGCAGCCGCGCUGAACAUUCUGAUUGGUCAGAAUAAUCCGUGA